This is a messenger RNA of Lates calcarifer (barramundi perch), 555 nucleotides long. Its product is annotated as interferon-induced protein 44-like. The transcript is spliced from 6 exons. Bases 130 to 516 code for a protein of 128 amino acids. The record is from RefSeq and is a predicted model, not a curated record. Lineage: Eukaryota; Metazoa; Chordata; Actinopteri; Centropomidae.
UGUUUCUACGAAGCGAUGGAUUUAUUUUAAGUCACAUGGUUUGUAGAGAGGGAGGAACCUCGAUAUAAAACCAGUCUGAUUUCACUGUUCUCCACUUUGCUGCAGAACUACAACAGGAGGAGGAGGAGGAUGGCAGAGCGACGCAGACGCAGGAAAUCCUGGUGGUGGCCAUUCAUUGAGUCUGAACCUGAACCUGAACCUACGCCUUCUCCCACUUUUAAGGAACCCUGGAGGAAAAUAUCUUGGGGAGAGAAACAGAGGGAUCUUCAGUAUGUGCAGGAGUACAGGCCUGAAAACGGAGACAUUAAACAUCUGCGAAUUCUUCUGUACGGGCCUGUCGGAGGCGGAAAGUCCAGCUUCAUCAACUCUGUCAGCACCGUCAUGCGAGGCAGGACAACUAUUCCUGCUGCAGCCAGUGCAACCACCUCUGACACAAGCUUCACCAGACAAGAAUUCCUCAGAUGGCGAUCGUCACCAACAUCGACACAGCCUGUGGUGAAAUCGAAAAGGAUCUGAAGAACGUCUAUAAGAGCAAACACCUGAGGAAGAAGGUGA